AUGUUGCUCAAGCGCCUGACAGCAUCAGUCCCGCCAGAUCUACAUCCCUUGAUAUCUCAGCUCGAAGCAGCAGGUAUCAAGACAACCGAGAACCUCCUCUUCACGCCCCUACCGACUGUCCUAUCCCUCAUUGAUGACCCGGACGCGCAAUAUGAGGUGGAGCAGCUCAUCGAGCGGUGUCUGCGGCUGACGGCGCCGGUAUCACGUUCAGGAGUGGAGGAAUUGGAAGAGGAAGGAAGUCUGGGAAAGGGAAGAUGGACGGGAUUCGGGACGGCGGGACUUGAUGGGCUCGUGGGUGCUUGGGAAGGAAGAGGGGUUGUGGAGAUAUGCGGACCGCAAAGGGUGGGCAAGUCGCUUCUCGCCCUGCAUAUAGUACUCAAACGGCUACUAGCGGAUCCGGCAAGCAGGUGUAAAUGGCUCGACACGGAUGGAUCCUUCUCUCCAGCGAGAGCCCGAGCUGUGCUCGACCAUAUGGGCUUCAUAGAUCAUGCGGAAGUUCUCGCUCGACUCAGCGUCGCUCCAUGCUACAACCUAGAUCCGGAUCUCUGGGGCGCACUGGAUACAAUCAGAGGAGAGGACAGCGGGCAAGAAGGCGCGCGAACAACCAUACUUGUUCUGGACUCGGUGACACCCUUGCUGAAGGAUCUUCUCAUGGGCAGCGGCUCACAAGGACAUGCUGCCAUGGUGACCAUGAUGGAAGAGAUAGCUGAGCUCGCCCAGAGCAAAGGCUUGACAGUCAUCGCUACCAAUGCCACGGCAUCUUCGCGCCCUACCAACUCCGCCUCCACCUUCACAGCCACCGAUGUCAAGCCCGCACUUGGUGUCGGCUUCUCCUACUUUGCAGACAUCACUCUGAUGGUGCAGUCUACCGGGAAGCUGUUUGGGGAGAUUGACGAGGGCGAGCGGGAUAGGGCGUUCAGUAAGCCGGGACUGAGGGGCGUGGUGGAAGUCAUGAAGAGUCGAGUAUCGCCAACGGGUACUUGGGCUGUCUUCGAAACGGACGGCAAGACACUCCUGGAUGUCAUACCGGCCCCGAUGGACGACGAGCGGACGAUCCUGAUGACCGCGGGGCGGCAGGUGGGGGAGGCGAGGCCAGCGUAUGGCUUUCUAAGCGAAACACUUGCGACGUGA
This is a messenger RNA of Dioszegia hungarica, 1131 nucleotides long. RefSeq names its product P-loop containing nucleoside triphosphate hydrolase protein. The record is from RefSeq and is a predicted model, not a curated record. The coding region runs from base 1 to 1131 and encodes 376 amino acids. NCBI's taxonomy places the organism in Eukaryota, Fungi, Basidiomycota, Tremellomycetes, Tremellales, Bulleribasidiaceae. Gene Ontology annotation, molecular function: ATP binding; single-stranded DNA binding; ATP-dependent DNA damage sensor activity. The transcript has 9 exons. Gene Ontology annotation, cellular component: replication fork; centrosome; Rad51B-Rad51C-Rad51D-XRCC2 complex. Gene Ontology annotation, biological process: double-strand break repair via homologous recombination; reciprocal meiotic recombination; telomere maintenance.